GUACUACAAAUAGGAAACACUUUGCGCGCGCGUGAUAGCGUAUUUAUAAUAUGGCUGGUAAGUUUUUUAUACCUGGCAUUUUAUUUUAUUCUUAGUGCGCCGUGCUAGUUGAAUGAAGCGUUUUUUCUACUCGGUAUUGUGCUGCGCGUGUGUUCAUUUGUGCGCCGUGCGCCUAUAAGUAAGUACGCUUCUUCUACGCUUAUUUUGUACGCUUACUGGCACGCUUACCGGCACGCUCACUUUACGCUUGCUAGCACACUUGCUGGUCGCUUUUACUGGUCGCUUACUGGGUACGCCCAUUUGUACGCUUUCCCUUCGCGCUCAUUAUAUAUACAUUCACUCGUUUACAUUAUGCGUUGCUUUUUCCCCUAAAGUCGAAGCAAAUCCGCAUAGCAUAACAGCCGGGUGAAACAUAUUUGCGCCAUUAUACGUAAUCACGAACAUAUACGCAUAGUUAUACACGUGUAUAUUUUUACGAAACAUGUACAUGUUAAUUGAUUCACAUCGCGCAGUGCGUCCACGUGUAUAUAAAUAAAUAAUAUAUACGUAAUGUACAUAAAUAAUAUGUACGUAAUGUACAGGUAAUAUUAUUUACGUGAUGUACAUGUAAUGUUAUAUACGCAAUAUACACUAUACAAUAUUUAUCGCGUACAGUACAUUACAUGCCUGGUAUACACAUAAAAAAUAAUACGUUUACCUCGCAUAUCUGCACUAUAUACUUUAUACUGACCAAGCAAAAUUAAAAAUGAGUUUUGAAUUAAAGAGCUAUAAGAACGCCUGACUUAAUCAAAAGAAACAAACCAGCAAAAGCGAAGCUUUUCCAAAGAGGAAAAAAAUAAAAUAAAAAAUUAAAAAAAAAAAAAAAAAAAAAAAAGCAUUAUGUAUAUAUAUGUAUAUACAUAUACAUUUAUACAUAAAUGACUCAUUAUGCAUUUAUAUAUAUAAUUAAUCGUAUAUAUAAAUAUAUCAUCACAAACGAGAAACAAACAAAGAUUAGUAAUUAGGAACGGGGGAACAAGAUAACCCGAAAAAGAGGAAAACGAAGAGGCAGAAAAGGAAGAGCAAGAAGAAAAGAAGCAAGAAAAAGAAGAGCAAGAAAAAAAGAAGCAAGAAAAAGAAGAGCACAAAAAGAAGAAAUUGUUUUAAACAAUAUACAUAUUCGAAAGUAUGUUAACUUAAAACACGACUAAGGAACGAGUGUUACUUUUCUCAUUUGCUAUAACACAACAAACAAAUCAUGGAAAUAAGAGUAGCGAAUAAAUAUGCGUUAGGAAAAAAAUUAGGGAGCGGCUCUUUCGGUGACAUUUAUGUCGCCAAAGAUAUUGUAACAAUGGAAGAGUACGCCGUAAAAUUAGAAUCUACACGAUCGAAGCACCCCCAGCUGCUGUACGAAUCGAAGCUGUACAAAAUAUUGGGAGGAGGAAUCGGAGUGCCCAAGGUAUAUUGGUAUGGCAUAGAAGGGGACUUCACCAUCAUGGUUCUCGACCUCUUGGGGCCAUCUCUAGAAGACUUGUUCACCCUUUGUAACAGAAAAUUUUCUUUAAAGACUGUCCUCAUGACAGCCGAUCAAAUGUUAAACCGAAUUGAAUACGUUCACUCCAAAAAUUUCAUACACAGGGAUAUCAAACCGGAUAACUUUUUGAUAGGAAGAGGAAAAAAAGUUACCCUAAUUCAUAUCAUCGAUUUUGGACUUGCGAAAAAGUAUAGAGAUUCGAGGUCGCACACGCACAUUCCAUACAAGGAGGGGAAGAAUUUGACGGGGACGGCGAGAUAUGCCAGCAUAAACACACAUUUAGGCAUCGAGCAAUCGCGCAGGGACGAUAUAGAAGCCCUGGGUUACGUCCUCAUGUAUUUCCUGCGAGGCAGUUUGCCAUGGCAAGGCCUGAAGGCUAUUUCCAAAAAGGAUAAAUACGAUAAAAUUAUGGAGAAGAAAAUAUCCACGUCUGUGGAGGUCUUGUGUAGAAAUUCAAGCUUCGAAUUUGUAACCUAUUUAAAUUACUGUCGAUCUUUACGAUUUGAAGAUAGACCCGAUUACACCUACCUGAGGAGGCUCCUGAAGGACUUGUUCAUAAGAGAGGGAUUCUCGUACGACUUCCUGUUCGACUGGACCUGCGUCUACGCAUCAGAGAAGGACAAGAAGAAAAUGUUAGAAAAUAAAAACCGCUUCGACCAGACGGCGGACCAGGAAGGGAGGGUGAAGCAAAACUAG
Molecule: messenger RNA, 2209 nt
Organism: Plasmodium vivax (malaria parasite P. vivax)
Lineage: Eukaryota; Apicomplexa; Aconoidasida; Haemosporida; Plasmodiidae
Product: casein kinase I, putative
Exons: 9
Coding region: 1238-2209 (323 amino acids)
Biological process (GO): peptidyl-serine phosphorylation; endocytosis; signal transduction
Cellular component (GO): cytoplasm; nucleus
Molecular function (GO): protein serine/threonine kinase activity; ATP binding
Source: RefSeq, a predicted model, not a curated record